GACAGAACAGCGAGAGGUAAGGCUGUGACAAUACAUUUUUUCUGCUGUUUGUCCCCUUGGAGAUCCCUGCAGCCCCCUGAGCCUCCCGCCACCAAAACGAUGUUGGGAGGGCCAGGGGUGAGGGCUGCCUGGGGCACAGGAGAUCGGGAUGGUUCCGAGGGACCCAUCAGGGAUGGCAAUGGGGCUGUGCUACAAGGAGAAGUGUUCUUUUGGCCAGGAGUGAGCCCGGAGCAGAUGGUACCUUCCAAAGACACCCGUGGAGCCCACAGGUUGCUUGCAGGAUUUGACUGUAUCCCAAGAGGCCUUCAGACAGAGGGAGCAGUACAGGCAAGGUUGCCCAGGAGCCAACAUGGAGCAGAAGAUCAGCUCUUUCUUUAAUUCCAUCUUGGAGAUCAUCCGUACCAAGCACGAGGAAGGCAUCUUCAACACUGUCUGCCUGGCUGUGCUGAUGGGGCUGCCCUUUGUUGUCCUCAUUGCAUUCAUUUUCAUCUGCUGCCACUGCUGCUUCUGCAGCCAGAGGAGAGAAAGUGGGAAGAAAGGUGGCCCCAGCAGCAAUGGGCAGCUGCAUGCUGAUAGGAACAAGAAGAAAAAGAAGAAGAAGAAGAAGGAUGAAGAGGACCUGUGGAUCUCUGCUCAGCCCAAGCUUCUCUUACUGGAUAAGAGGCCCUCUUUGCCCAUCUAGCAGACAGGAGAGUGUUCAGGCCCUCCCCUCUGAGAUGCCACCAGUACUUUAAGCUGGACACCAUGAGGGGCAAGGAGAUGCCAAAGCUGCUGCCACUUCAUGGUGACUUUCAAAAGAAGCUGAGCUCUGUGGCUAACCAGCAUCAGAGAGGGAAGCAGUCUGUGUAUGCACACCCCUUCCCUCCCACCAGGAGAACAUGCCCAAGGGCAGAAACCCCUGGAAACAACAGCAGGCAUGCUCGUGGUGACCUGCUGCUGGGUUCAUACCUCCUGCACAGUAUCCCUGCCACAAGCACAGCACACAGCCUUGCAGCAGCCAGGGUUCUCCCUCUGCACUCCUCGCGUGGGCACGAGCGCCCAGGACCAGGUGUGGGCAGAGUCUGAGGUGCCUGCACACACACAGCAAGCAGAGGCUCAGCUCAUUCACUCAUCCUCCCAUGGAGAUGACCCAGCUUGACUGCCUAGGCUCCGUCCAAACCCAGCACAAGAAAUGCCAAGUGCAGUUACUCCACAGCUCCAACCCGUGCCAUCGUCCACUGAACCCAAAGCAACUGAGAGCAGCUGAAGACAGAUGCCCUGGGCCUAACUUUAGAAACCUCAAGACACCAUAAGGCAGCAGAGCAGAAGGAUGUGUUGCCACCCAGGCUAGAGGCAAGGACAAGAGACCUGCCCUUUUGCACCAGCACUUAAAAAAAAAAAAAAUCUUCCUUGGAAGACUAUUUUAUACAGACUUGCCUUUGGAGAGCCCACCAUGCUACUGCAGAACUGCCAGCUGAGGCUGUCUGAAGGCAGAGCUGUGGGCAUUUCAGUUAUUUAUUGAAUGAGUACUAAAGAAGAGCAGGACCAAAGGCCCUUCUGUCACAGGGCUGGGCACACUGAAGUGGUAUUGAAGAAGCAGACACACUUUCCCAGUAUGCUUGUCCCUCCCCUCUCCUGGCAGCCCUGGGGCACAGGCAGACCCAUGAGCACAUGCUGAUGCCACACAGAGGGCUGGCUGGAGCUGGAGUUUGGGAUGUGCUACAGGAGCAGAAGGGAAGACACUUCAUUCAUCCAGUCAUCCCUUAUCCAGGGAUGUAUCAUACAGCUGGACCCAGCAUCCAUCUCCAUUGUUAUCUCCCUUGGAGGCACAGCAGCUAACAGGACCACACAGCCCUCACCCCUGCUCUGGUUUUGCCCCUCUGCAUCUCCUGUGCUGUCAUUCCCUGCCUACCUCCUGAGGAGCUGGGGGGCUUGUCUGCCCGCCCAGCCUCUGCCUCUCCCAGCUUGUUCUGCCAGCCACGGAUGCCCCUGUGUGAUGAGAAGCCCCAUCACAUCUGUUUUUUACCCUGCAUUUGUACACUGGAUGUUUUCCUCCCACUUUCUUCCUCUUCUUCAGCUGCCGGAGCAGGCUGGAGCUGCAAGCCAGACCCAAACAUCCGGGGGGACAAGCAGCCAAACCUGCGUGGCCAAGCUUGGAUAGAGCUGCUGGACAACUGCUUCCAGGCUGGGAGAGGGUGAUGCUGCCUUCCCCUUGGCACCCAGGGCCAUGCAGCAGCAGGGGGGAGCAAAGCCACCAGUCAGAGACAGCCACUGGUGCCAGCCAGUCCCAGCACAGCCUGUUUGUCCGACUCGGACAGUGGGGUAAUGUUCACAUCAAAUCACAGGGUUUGGCUGUCUUGGUAACAGCUGGGAGGUCAGGCUCCUCCUCACUCAGCCCUUUAAAUUGACCCCAUAUGUGCCUUAUUUUCCUGCUUGCUUUAUUAGCUUUGAAAUAAGUGAGUCCCUUCUCCAAAACAGGAAGCAACGUAUAAUGCUAUUAAAAAAUUUAAAAAAUUGGGAUUUGUCACACCUUAUCCUAGAGAGAAACAUGAAGGAAUAGGUCUGGUCUCUCCCUAAACCCUCAGUCCCUUCAGGACCCCAGAGAACCAGCGUUGCACUUGUAUUGUUAUUUUUUCCCUCCUUCCUUUCCCCCACCCAGGUACUUCUCUCAUCCCUCCUGCCUCUGCACUUAGCAGGUGGGUGAAACAGCCUCUUCCUGCUGCAAUCCAGAGGCUCCAAGAGCCCUGAAGGAAAGGUGGUGCUGCCUGAAGGAAUGGAAAAAAAAAUCAGGGCAAAAGGAAACACAGUGGGAGGCCAGAGGCUUAUCCUAACAAGCUGAGGCAGGAAGGCAGCCAGCUCCAGCAGGGUACAGCCUACCUUUGCAUGGCUCCCUGAGACAAGAUCCUUCUCCAGAAGGGUUACCAAGUCAUGUUUUAGGUGAGUGCAGUCAUUUCCUACAGGAGCCAGAGACCUGUAAAGAAAGUGUCUGUGUUGUGUCACACACAUCCCUGAUCAAGGCUGCCUGACCUGCCCUGAUCCAUCCCAUCCUGAUGGGCCAAGCCUCUGCAUCCCAGAAAGCACAGGGGCCUGUCUUAAUACUGUUUUAGACAAAACAUCCUCACAAUUAAAGGCAAACAAAAAACCAGCAAUAGCUUGAGGUGCAGCAGGACCUGUCACCCAUCAGUGGGGAAACAGCAGCCCCACAGCACCAAUGAGGCAUCAGGACAUGCAUGGUACAGAACCUCCACUGUGUGGGGCCCUGCUGCUCUCCAGCCACCUUUGCACUGCUUCCCCACAACUGCAUUUCAGUGUCAGCCUUUUCUGUUCCUAAACAGGCCAUGAAGCAGGGAAAACCAGUUGUUUGG
This is a messenger RNA of Calypte anna (Anna's hummingbird), 3344 nucleotides long. Its product is annotated as KIAA0040 ortholog. The transcript has 2 exons. The record is from RefSeq and is a predicted model, not a curated record. NCBI's taxonomy places the organism in Eukaryota, Metazoa, Chordata, Aves, Apodiformes, Trochilidae. The coding region runs from base 350 to 682 and encodes 110 amino acids.